Messenger RNA from Anneissia japonica, 1757 nucleotides. RefSeq names its product GPN-loop GTPase 2-like. The coding region runs from base 135 to 1049 and encodes 304 amino acids. Gene Ontology annotation, cellular component: cytoplasm. The transcript has 6 exons. Gene Ontology annotation, molecular function: GTPase activity. NCBI's taxonomy places the organism in Eukaryota, Metazoa, Echinodermata, Crinoidea, Comatulida, Comatulidae. The record is from RefSeq and is a predicted model, not a curated record.
CAGGUCAGGUUAUCCCCAUUGUUGUUAUUAUUUUCUGAGUCAUGUGGUCUUUGUAUUAGAGGUUUUGAUGUACGUUUAAAUACGUGUCCUGUCUUUAUUAGUGAACUUUGAAACUAGUGUGCAUAGCAAAGAAAAUGGCAUUUGCACAAGUUCUUAUUGGACCACCAGGUGCUGGCAAGACAACCUACUGCAAUGGAAUGAAACACUUCUUGACUGAGAUUGGUCGAAAAGUUGCCAUAAUCAAUCUAGAUCCUGCCAAUGAUGUUCUCCCUUUCGUUCCCGACGUGGACAUUUCCGAGUUGAUAUCUGUAUCAGAAGUAAUGGAGCAUCUUCACCUUGGACCAAAUGGUGGCCUGAUCUAUUGCAUGGAGUACCUGGAGAAAAACGUUGACUGGUUGCUGAAGAAAUUAGAAGGCCUUAAAGACAGUUACCUGCUGUUUGACUGUCCUGGCCAAGUUGAACUUUACACUCAUCAUAAUUCAUUCAAAAAUAUUCUGCAGAAAUUAUUGAAGUUGAAUUUUAAGCUUGCAGCAGUUCACUUAGUUGACUCGCAUUAUUGUAGUGACCCGUCCAAGUUUAUUUCCGUUUUGUUGACCUCGUUGUCAACGAUGCUUCAACUUGAACUCCCACACAUCAACGUCCUCUCAAAAAUUGAUUUGAUUGAAACGUAUGGCAAAUUAGCGUUUAAUUUGGACUAUUACACUGAAGUGUCCGAUUUGGAUUACCUGUUGGAUCAUCUUCAAGAUGUUCCAUUUGUAAAGAAAUUCAAGAAGUUGAAUGAAGCAAUGGUUGGCUUGAUUCAAGAUUAUAGUCUAGUGUCAUUCUGCACCCUCAAUAUCCAGGAUAAGGAGAGUAUGUUAAACGUGAUGAAGCUCGUGGAUAAAGCUAACGGCUACGUGUUUGGUGAUUUAGAAGAACGCAACAUGCAAGCCUUAAUGUCAUGCGCUGUUGGAGCCGACUUUGAAUACUUCAAAGCAGCAUCUGUACAAGAGAAGUAUAUGAAAGAUGAUGAUGAUGAACCUGCAAAGAUGGAGGAUGACGCAUCAUGAAUAGACACAUGAAGGGGGAAAAGUGAACCAAGAAGUGUAUGUCACCUAAGGAUGAAGCUUGAAGGCUAAUGUUGCUACUGGAAUGACAUCUAGAUAGAGCUGCAUUGUGGUAGGCUGCCAGAGAUUUAACCUUCUGGUAUAAAAGCCUGGAAGUGGAAACUGCUUAUAGUUAUGAUGUUUGAUGUGAAAGGAAUCACAGUAUUAGCUUUAUAUUUAUAAACAUAUUUCUUGUGUUUAUCAAAUUUCAUAAACAGAUAAUUUAAAACCCAUGGAUCAUACCGUAAGUAAGUAACCCAACAGAACUGAAGUCAUCAACUAUACUAUAGAGUUAUAUAAAAGUGAUAACUAGGUAAGAAGCCUUGGAGAUAUGCAUAGUAGGUCUGUAGUAGGGAGAUUUCAAUUUGCGCGAUGAAGUAAAACUAAAAAAUGGAUUCGUGACCAUCCUACAUUCUCUGCACAAUAUGAAUUUGGGCCAAACUGCAUCCUGUAAUUCAGACGACCAGAACUGAACUUUGACUUGGCAGAGGAGUUCUUAGUAACAUCAUUAAGGUUCUAGCAGCCAUCAUUGUGCAAUUAAAAACUCAAGAUAUUUUUGCCACUAAAAACGUACACAUGCUUGUGCAAAUACGUCACACUGAGUUUUCAGAAAUUCAAUCACAAAAUGUGUGUAUAAUUUUAAUUUGAAAUCAAGUAAAAUUCAAAUUUACA